Molecule: messenger RNA, 1650 nt
Organism: Aspergillus oryzae RIB40
Lineage: Eukaryota; Fungi; Ascomycota; Eurotiomycetes; Eurotiales; Aspergillaceae
Product: putative NADPH oxidase (NoxA)
Exons: 4
Coding region: 1-1650 (549 amino acids)
Biological process (GO): defense response; superoxide anion generation
Cellular component (GO): NADPH oxidase complex; plasma membrane
Molecular function (GO): superoxide-generating NAD(P)H oxidase activity
Source: RefSeq, a predicted model, not a curated record
AUGUCAUACACAUGGGGUUCUCUGUUCACUGGUUCUAAGAUCUUGUUCUAUAUACUAUUUUGGGGUUCCCAUAUUCUUGUGUUUGCACUUGGAUGGUAUUUCCAAGCAAAUAAUUCAAGAUUGGAUGCCCUCAAUGCCCUGAAAUAUUCCGUCUGGAUUUCAAGGGGUGCAGGCUUAGUAUUGACAUUCGAUGGAACCCUGAUUCUGUUGCCAAUGUGCAGGAACAUUGUCAAAACUCUCAGGCCUAGAAUCCGAUGGCUACCACUCGAUGAAUCAAUAUGGUUCCACCGCCAAGUCAGCUAUGCUCUGCUUAUCUUUACUAUCCUUCAUGUUGCCGCUCACUAUGUCAACUUUUACAAUGUCGAGAAAGACAACAUUCGACCCGUUACAGCCGUACAAAUACAUUUCACUGAAGCAGGGGGGAUCACAGGUCAUGUAAUGCUCCUUUGCAUGAUGCUAAUGUAUACUACGGCUCAUCAUAGGAUCCGCCAGCAGUCGUUCGAGACCUUCUGGUACACUCAUCACUUAUUCGUGCCUUUUAUGUUAGCCCUCUACACUCACGCUACGGGUUGUUUCGUUCGCGACUCUACAGACCCAUACUCACCCUUCGCGGGUAAAGACUUCUGGAACCACUGUAUCGGAUAUGAAGGAUGGAGGUGGGAGCUAGUAGCAGGUGGUCUUUACCUCCUCGAAAGGCUCUAUCGUGAAAUUCGAGCUCGGCGUGGAACGGUAAUAACAAAGGUGAUCCGCCAUCCAUACGACGCCAUGGAAAUCCAAUUUCAAAAGGAGAGUAUGAGGUAUAAGGCUGGCCAAUGGCUUUUCAUCCAAGUCCCUGAGGUGUCCAGCAACCAAUGGCACCCCUUCACCAUCACCUCCUGCCCGUUUGACCCGUACAUCAGCAUCCACGUCCGCCAAGUGGGAGACUUCACACGAGCCCUCGGCGACGCACUUGGAUGUGGACCAGCACAAGCCAGAGACCUCGAAGGACUCGACCCGCUCGGAAUGUACGAGGUAGCCCUUGAAAACGGACAAAAGAUGCCUCAACUCCGCGUCGACGGGCCCUACGGAGCCCCAGCCGAGGAUGUUUUUGAAAACGAAAUCGCCGUUCUCAUUGGAACCGGCAUCGGCGUUACACCAUGGGCAUCCAUCCUAAAGAACAUCUGGCAUAUGCGCGCUGGACCCAACCCACCCCGUCGUCUUCGUCGUGUCGAGUUCAUCUGGGUCUGCAGAGAUACCUCUUCCUUUGAAUGGUUCCAGGCUCUCUUAUCCUCACUCGAAUCCCAGUCUGCCUACGAGGCAGCGAAUGAAGGACGAGCGGAGUUCUUGCGCAUUCAUACCUACCUCACACAACGUCUAGACGACGACACCGCCGCAAACAUCUACCUCAACUCCGUCGGCCAGGAGGUCGACCCACUUACGGAGCUGAAGAGUCGGACCAAUUUCGGCCGUCCGAACUUCCAGCGUCUCUUCACUGCCAUGCGUGAUGGCCUCCAAGACGGGACAUACAUGCCUGGCUUGUAUGCUGAAUUCUCCACGCAGAUCGGAGUCUACUUCUGUGGACCCAAUGCCGCUGCUAGGCAAAUCAGGGAGGCAGGCGCGUUAUCGGCGACUAAGGAUAUAAAGUUCAAGUUCUGGAAAGAGCACUUCUAA